CCUUUCUCAGGUGCUUUUUCAGUUUGAUUUUUUUAUUCUCUAAUUUAAUCGCUCCUAUUGGAAGUUGCUUCCCACGUCUGACUUAGUGUAAGAAACUAAUAAGAUUUACAGGUACUAAGUACACCGAUGAAACUAUAAAAAACGUUAUAUUAUUUAUCUGACAUAAAAAUGGCAUCGACGGAUCUAAAAUCAAAAGAUUAUAAUAUAAAUAAAUCAGGACAAAUAGAAUAUAAAGAAUUUGGUGGACAAUUCUCAGGUAAAAGCAAAAAAGGAAAGAAAAGGUCAAAAGAAGUUCAUUUUAACAAUCUCAGUAAUGAAAAUUCUAAUCAAAACCUUUUAAACCUCAUCACUAUUAGCGAUUCUCAUGAAGUAAAAAAUAAAACAAAAUCAGAAAUCAAACAAAAAUUAAAACGGCGUAUUAAACGUUUGCGAAAAGAAAACACUAUCCUUUCUCAGAAAUUACAAACAAACGAUGAUUUUUAUAAUAAAAAAAUUAGUGAAUCUGGGGAACUAUUAAAGUCAAUAAACAAAUACAAUGAGGAUUUAGGAAACGAAAAUAGACUAUUAAAAUUGGAGUGUGCAAACUUUGCUUCUUGCCAAAAAGAAUUAGAAUUGGUUCGGCGUAAAUGUACCUGCAUGAAAGUCACCCUCGAAAAAACAACCACCGAAUUGAAGUACUACAAAGAACGAAACCAUGAAUUGGAAAACGAUUUACAAAUGUUAAAGAAUAUUGUUUACAGGUUAAACCUUCAUCUCGAACGCUAUCAAGAAAAAUUAAAAAACUUGACAACUCCAAAACAUGAGCAACCAGUAAAGUCAUUAAUUACACAUAAUGGUAUUUUGCAGUCAAAAGAACAUGAAGAUCAUCAACAUGUUCCAAUAACAUGGGGAAAAGUAAAUGUUCAUACGUUAGGUCCACUAUUAGAUGCAUACCAAGAGACCGUUUUAGAAAAAGAAAGCGUUAUUGAGGAAUAUGAAAAUGCAAUGGCCAACUUCACAUUAGAAUUUAAGAAAAUAGCAGAAGAAAAUGAGUUACUUCAUGAAAAAUUAACGGAAGAUGAAGGUUGUAGCAUUAAAUUAACCGCUCAAAUGGAAAAGCUAACUCAAGAUUUAGUAUUAAGUAAAAAGCAGAAUGAUUUAUUAAGCAAAAAGUGUUCCCUCAAACAGAAAAAAAUGGAUGAAGUUCUUGAAAUUUAUCAGCAGAAAGUACACCAAAUGAAAGUAGAUCAUAGUACACUACUAGAAGAAUACCAUAAAUGCAAAAUUGAGAUAAAUAGCUUAAAAGAGAAAAACAGAAUGUUACCUGAGCUACAAGAAGAAAUUAAUAAACAACGAGAGAUCUUAAUUCCAGUCAAUGUUCAUGAAGCCAGAGUAAAUGAAUGUAAAAGGUGGUAUGAAGAACUGAAAUUGCAAUAUGAUGCCGAGAAAACGAAGUUAAGUGAAAAUGCAAGCAUUUUAUCCAAUGAAGUUGAAAAUCUGAAGAAACAAAUAUUAUAUUUAAAUUCUGAGAAGUCAGAAUUUCAACAAAAGCUUCAACAAGAAGAAGUCACUGUACAAGAACUGAAAAAAAGAUGCGAAAAUUUUAAACGAAUUCUACGCAGCCUUCAUGUUGAAAAGCGUGCUUUCAAGAAGCAUUUACGCAAAACCAUGAAUUUCGCUCGAGAUUUAGUAGAAGAACAAGAGUCACUUUUAAAAGCUUUAUAUGGUCGUGAUCUACGAACAGAGAUGAAGAAUAAAUUCGUAAAAGGUGCUCUUAAAAUGCACAAUUUGAAAAGUCAAGUAAGGAUAGCUAAUUAG
This is a messenger RNA of Agrilus planipennis (emerald ash borer), 1797 nucleotides long. Its product is annotated as centrosomal protein of 89 kDa-like. The record is from RefSeq and is a predicted model, not a curated record. The transcript is spliced from 6 exons. The coding region runs from base 169 to 1797 and encodes 542 amino acids. Lineage: Eukaryota; Metazoa; Arthropoda; Insecta; Coleoptera; Buprestidae. Gene Ontology annotation, cellular component: ciliary transition fiber; centriole. Gene Ontology annotation, biological process: chemical synaptic transmission; mitochondrion organization; cilium assembly.